Giardia duodenalis is the source of this 648-nucleotide messenger RNA. RefSeq names its product GA binding protein beta-1 chain. NCBI's taxonomy places the organism in Eukaryota, Fornicata, Diplomonadida, Hexamitidae. Gene Ontology annotation, molecular function: protein binding. The coding region runs from base 1 to 648 and encodes 215 amino acids. The record is from RefSeq and is a predicted model, not a curated record. The transcript has a single exon.
AUGAGUAAGACGGAGGAUUUACUUGCCGAGCUGUUCACAGCGUACACAUAUGAGGGGGAUUUGGCUCGUAUGGAGUGGAUUUUUGCAAAAGCAAUCUUUCCGCUCCAAAAGUACAGCUUCGAGGUUCCUCCGGUUCACAUAGCAGUCGCCAAUGGCAACGUAAAUACAUUGGACUAUCUCUUCGAAAAGGGCUUUAAUUUUAACGUGGCUGACCCAGCGAUUCACGGUGGGACGGUAGUGCAUAGAUGCGCUGCAAGCAAUGACCUCGAAAUGUUGACGUGUCUCCUUAAAAGAAAGGCCUACCUCGACCUGGAUGCAGUCGACAACCAUGGCAGGACACCUCUUCACAUAGCGUGCAUCAAGGGUCAUCCAGACAUAGCCCAUGUCCUAAUUGAGUCUGGAGCUAAUGUCACUACACUCGAUAUAGAUGGUAAAUCGCCGCGGUACUAUGCAGACAUUAGUAGAUUGAGCUCUGUCUCUGCUCGCCUGCCCCCAUUUCGGUACGACUGGGAAGCUACUGCCAAGCGGAAAGCAGAAGAAUCAAGAAGAAACUUGUUGUAUACAGAAGCUAAUGUUCACACAAGAUUGUCCUCUGCCGCCACACCUCGAAAGCCCAAAUCUACAUGCAGACAAUCAAAGCAGCAUUAG